Apus apus (common swift) is the source of this 3299-nucleotide messenger RNA. RefSeq names its product SDA1 domain containing 1 (gene SDAD1). Gene Ontology annotation, biological process: ribosomal large subunit export from nucleus; ribosomal large subunit biogenesis. Gene Ontology annotation, cellular component: nucleolus. The record is from RefSeq and is a predicted model, not a curated record. Bases 46 to 2238 code for a protein of 730 amino acids. Lineage: Eukaryota; Metazoa; Chordata; Aves; Apodiformes; Apodidae. The transcript is spliced from 21 exons.
AUGGCGGCGCCCAGGGGGCGGCGCGGCCGGGGCCCGUGAGCCGCCAUGUCGGGCCGGCAGGGCAACAAGCUGCCCAGCAACCUGCCCCAGCUGCAGAACCUGAUCAAGCGGGACCCGGCCUCCUACACCGAGGAGUUCCUCCAGCAGCUCCACCACUACCAGUCCCAUGUGGAGAUCUUCACCUUCCAGCCGGACAAGCCCAGCAAGGAGCUGGCAGAGCUGGUGAUGUUCCUGGCGCAGGUGAGCCCUGGCCUGCCCGCGGGGAGCUCCCCGGGCCUGGCCCGCUCCUCGCGCCGGUCGCUUUUCCAGCCGCCUCCGUCGGGUGACCCGAGGUUUUCGCUGGAGGUUUCAGCGGGGUCUGUCUCUGCCCAGGUUGCCCACUGCUACCCCCAGCACGUGGCCAGCUUCCCCCAGCAGCUGAAGGACCUGCUCUCCUACCACCACACGGUGCUGGACGCCGACCUGCGCCUGACCUUCUGUAAGGCUUUGAUCUUGCUAAGGAACAAGAACCUCAUCACCCCCACGAGUUUGCUGGAGCUCUUCUUUCAGCUGCUGCGCUGUCACGACAAGCUGCUGCGGAAAACUUUGUACACUCACAUCGUGUCAGACAUCAAGAAUGUCAAUGCCAAGCACAAAAACAACAAAGUGAACACAACGCUGCAGAACUUCAUGUAUACUAUGCUGAGAGACAGCAACCCUACUGCUGCCAAGAUAUCUCUGGAUGUGAUGAUUGAGCUUUACAUGAGGAAUAUCUGGAAUGAUGCCAAGACAGUCAAUGUUAUCACAACUGCCUGUUUUUCCAAAGUGACAAAGGUGUUAGUUGCUAGUUUGAAGUUCUUUCUUGGGAGAGAUGAAGAUGAAAAACAAGAUAGUGACUCAGAAUCUGAGGAUGAUGUUCCCACAGCCAGGGAUCUGAUGAUGCGAUACGCAACUAACAAGAAGAACACCAAGCGCAAGAAGAAACUGGAGAAAGCCAUGAAGGUUCUCAAGAAACAGAAGAAGAAGAGCAGGCCAGAAGUGUUCAACUUCUCUGCUAUUCACUUGAUUCAUGAUCCCCAAGACUUUGCAGAGAAACUGCUGAAGCAGCUGGAGAACUGUAAGGAACGAUUUGAAGUGAAGAUGAUGCUCAUGGACUUGAUAUCUAGGCUAGUUGGAAUACACGAGCUUUUUCUUUUUAAUUUCUACCCCUUCAUUCAGAGAUUCCUGCAGCCCCAUCAGAGAGAAGUGACAAAAAUUCUUCUGUUUGCUGCUCAAGCUUCACAUCAGCUAGUACCACCUGAGAUUAUCCAGUCAGUGUUAAUGACCAUUGCCAACAACUUUGUCACUGACAAGAAUUCUGGGGAGGUCAUGACUGUAGGAAUCAAUGCAAUAAAAGAAAUCACUGCGAGAUGUCCCUUAGCCAUGACCGAAGAUCUGCUCCAAGACCUUGUUCAGUACAAGACUCAUAAAAAUAAAAAUGUGAUGAUGUCUGCAAGAACUUUGAUACACCUUUUCCGUUCCCUGAAUCCAGAGAUGCUGCAGAAGAAAUUCAGGGGCAAGCCUACUGAGGCCUCCUUGGAAGCUAGGAUUCAUGAAUAUGGUGAACUGGAUGCCAAAGAUUAUAUUCCAGGAGCAGAAGUACUGGAUGUUGAAGGAACCAAAGAGGAAGAUGGAUGGGAAAGUGCUAGUCUGAGUGAGGAAGAAGAUAAUGAAGAUGGAGAAUGGAUUGAUGUGCAUCACUCCUCAGAUGAGGAGCACCAAGAAGUAGCAGAGAAGGUGAAAAGCAUGCCUGUGGAGGAGCGAAAAGCCAAAGCUGCAGCAGUCAGUACCAGCAGGCUGCUAACCCAAGAAGAGUUCCACAAAAUACGCCUUGCUCAGCUCUCCAAAGAACUUAAUUCAGCACCUGGCAAAGCUGCCAAAAGGAAACAUAUUGAAAUAGAUGAUGAAGAGGAGCAGGGCAGGGGAGAGUUGCUUUCACUCAGAGAUAUUGAACAUCUGCAUAAGAAGCCUAAAUCGGACAAGGAGACCAGACUAGCAACUGCUAUGGCUGGAAAAACAGACAGAAAAGAAUUUGUGAGAAAGAAAACAAAAAUUAACCCCUUUGCCAGCUCUUCCAACAAAGAAAAGAAGAAGCACAAGAACUUCAUGAUGAUGAGAUACAGCCAUAGUGUCCGGACAAAAAACAAGCGUUCUUUCAGGGAAAAACAGCUGGCUCUUCGAGAUGCACUUCUGAAAAAGAGGAAACGGCUGCUAAAGUAACACGUGGGAAUGGAGAGGAGUACUUGAUCACCUGUGAAGAAACAGCCCUAGAAAUGCUUGUUUCCACACACCACGGCUCCACAGGAAAAAAAAAAAAAAAGGGACUGAAAUGCCCUAUGGGUUUUUCUGCUUUCUUCAGAAACAUAAAUUGCACGCUUCCAAGUUGUUGGAUAGUGAACCUGCAGGACUGACAGAAAAGACCUUCAUCCUUGCAGGAUUUGAACUUUUUUAAAGCAUUCUAGGGAAGAAAGCAGUUGUCUUUGAUUGAAUAGAACUUACUUACAGCUGGUUUUGUAUCUGUAAGUGUUAAAACCUAAAACCUUAUUGUAAAAAGUGUUUUACUUGAAGCAACUAAUGAAUUGGAAGGGAAAAAAAUGUCCUCAGCGUCCGUGCCUGUCUUAGUGAUCUGAUUUUACAGACUGAGUAACCUAUUUACUAAGCAGCUGUUUUUAUCCAUUUAGUAACAAAACCAAGUUCUUGUGAUACAAGUAAGUUCAAUUGAGCAGUGAGGGGGAAGAACACUUUGAUCAAGUGACCGGUGAGGGGAAACAGUUUCAUUAUGGUUUGAAGAAAAUAAGAAAAAUUGGUAUAUGUGAGAGGGUUUUCAUAUUGCCAUUUAAAUAGAAAGGUAGGGUCACAUGCAGGAGAACAAAGGAAUCUUAUUUUUCUAUAUCAAUGUAUCUUGUGGUGGGACUUGACUAGCGACUGAUUUUUGAAGUACAAGGGAGAACAACGUGGACCUGUGGAUUCUUCAUACCCAAGACUGAACUCUUGCUUCAGCCUUUACCUCUGCUGGGACCAUUGUGUUUGUACCUUACCCACCCACCUGUUUUAAUGGAACCUUGAGGGAGUUAUUUGUACUUCCCUUGGUCAAAUUCUGUUUUGAAGUGGAUUUCCUUGUGGGGCAGGCAGAGGUGCCACAUGCUCAGAUUAAUAGAAAAGCAGUUGGUGAGGUAUUUUUCUCCUGUUUUCUUAGGAAACCAGGUUAAUGUUUAUAUCCUACAUAGGAGUUCACUUACCUGAGGUAUGUUAUGUUGAAUACACAGUUGUAUUCACCUGAA